AAAGCUUUGUACGUAGUUGUUGAAGAGCUAGAAUAUAUAGAGAUGGCUUUGAGUAGCAGUACUACUACUGGCAACUUAAAGACUCUGGAGGCCGUGGUAGAGAUCAAAUCCUCAGCUGAUAAAGUGUACAGUCUCAUAAGCAUCGAGCACCACAAUGUUCCUAAAGCCUCCUCUGAUAAGGUACACGACGUUGCAGUACAUGAAGGUGACUGGGAAACUACUGGUUCCAUCAAGCUCUGGAAAUACACCAUAGAUGGAACUGUUGAGACACUUAAGGAGAAGGUGGAGAUAGAUGAAGCAAACAAGAGGGUGAGUCUCACGGCAUUGGAAGGACAUGUGCUCAACAAGUACAGGAGCAUUAAGAUCAUCUAUCAGGUCAUUCCAAAGAGUAACGAAGGAGCUGAUCAUUUGGUUAAAGUUACUCUGGAAUAUGAGAAGCUUAAUGAGAGUGACCAGCCUCCGAAUAACUACCUCAGCUUUUGUGUCAAUGUUAUCAAGGAUAUUGAUGCACAUCUUAUCGCUUCUUAAUUGGACUUCAUAUGCAUAUGCAGCUCCAGAUGAUCGAUCAUGAGUAGUUAUAUAUACAUAAGAAUAAAGGCUCGUGAUCGAGCUAGCUAGCUAGCUUCCAUGAUUUAUUUCUUUAAGUUUAUAAUUAAGCAAGAACUGAAUGUUGAAUUGGAUGUAGUUUUUACUUUUUAAUGUCUUUCUACUGUUAAAUUUAGUGACAUCAAAUAACAAGGGA
Molecule: messenger RNA, 742 nt
Organism: Fragaria vesca subsp. vesca
Lineage: Eukaryota; Viridiplantae; Streptophyta; Magnoliopsida; Rosales; Rosaceae
Product: MLP-like protein 28-like
Exons: 2
Coding region: 43-528 (161 amino acids)
Biological process (GO): defense response
Source: RefSeq, a predicted model, not a curated record